AAGAGUGUGUGAAUGUGUGUGAGCAUCUAUGUGAGAGGGUGAAUGUGUGCAUGUGGGUGAACAUGUUAGUCACUCUGUGAGUGUGUGCGCGUAUGUGUGCGAGCAUGUGUGUUUGCAAGAGUUAGUGUGUGAACUUGUGUGAACAUGUAUGUGAAUGUGAGUCUAAGAGUGAAGAAUGCGUGUGUGCAGAUGUGUGAGCAUGUGAGGAUGUAUGUGUGUUUGAGAGGGGAAUGUGUGUGUGCGAGCAUGUGUGUUUACAAGAGUGUGUGAACUUGUGUGAACAUGUAUGUGAGUGUGAGUCUGGGGGUGAAGAGUGUGCGUGUGCACUGCAUGAACAUGUGAGUGUGGGUGUGUGUGACCCCGCCCCUCCCCCAGCUAUCUCUUCCACUUUGGGGUGGGGGGCGUGGUCCUGGAAGUCCACCCAAACUUUUUGAGCCCCUCGUCCCUCCUGGAGGAGGCUGAGCUCUUCCUUUCUCUUUGGGGGUGUUUCCGGCACCUUUUGGUUAAAGUGGGGUUGGGUGUUUGGUCACAGGCCCUGCGUCACCUGUGGCUCCCACUUCACUUCUCAUGCCCCCCGCCACGCCGUGCACUUCAGGGGUGGCAGAACUCUUCCCUCCGGUGACAUCUCACAGCCCGCCGGUCCUGGGCUUGCCAAGGUCCCUGUUGUGCUUUUCAGUUUCCCGCACAGCUGUGGCACCCAGCCUGAUCUCCACGCGGGGCCUGGAACAGGACACAGUCGACCAUGUUCCACUUCUUCCGGAAGCCCUCAGAGCCCAAGAAGGCGCCGGCGCCGGAGAGGGAAGCUGAUGGAUUCGUCCUUCUGGGUGACACAGAGAAUGAGCAGAGAGCAUCCCCGAGAGGCAGCCCUUCAGAAGAAGCAAAGCAGCCUUCCCAGGCAGAUGUGGGAGACCAGCCCCCUGGCAGCACGUCGAGCCCUCCGAUGGACUCUGAAGGUCAGACCGUGGAGAACAGUGCCCUCGUGUCGGAGCUGCUCAGGGACGUGCCCUUCACUCUGGCGCCCCAUGUGUUGGCAGUGCAGGGCACCGUCAGCGACCUCCCGAGCCACUUACUGACCUCUGAGGUCAGUGACAACUUGUCACGAUUUUUGUACGAUUUUACCCUGGAAAAUUCCGUGCUGUGUAACCCUUAAUGGGUCGGCAGGACGAGGUGGGUGAGCAUCGUAAUCGCCAAAUGUUCUUGUGUGAAACCUUAUCUCGCUUAGUGUUUUCACGUGAUUAUUAAUGUCCGAGGACCUUCAGAAAUCACAAAUUUUCACAUGCAUUCGUGUUGUCACCUUAUUUUGGAAUCCGCAACAUUUACAUCCAGAUACUUAGACCAGGCUGGACUCUGCCUCUUCCCCCUGCAGGAGGGAGGACGUGAAUGUGCUCCUCAAUGUUUGGAAAAGCUGAGCGGGGAAAUUCUUCAGCCGAACGUAGCGCCUGGCACACGGGCAUCUCCGUGGCUCUGCGCGUUCCUGUCUGACACUACAAAUCUCAUGGCCAACGGCUGUGGUCUGGGGAGCUCCACGUGAAUGUUACAUCGGGAGAGAGUAGGGGUCUAUCUCGGUGUCCACUCGCCCCGUGGUGGUCCCCUCCCGGGCCGGGCUGGUGACUGAAGGUCUGGGGGAAGGGCAGCAUGGCCUGGCGGCCCAUGAGCCCAUCUGCCCCGCUCUUGAAACAGCCCCCUGCCUUUUUCCAUUCCCUUACUGGGUUUGUUUUUCAAGGACUUUUCUCUGACGCUUCCUCAUGUGAGAGAAGUCAGGAAAAGCCUAGUUUGAAUCUGGCCCUCAGCACUUGCUUAACUGUUUGACCCUGGACAAGUCAUUGCACUUCUGCCUGCCUCUGUUUUCUCACCAGUAAAAUGGGGAUAAUAAU
This is a messenger RNA of Vombatus ursinus (common wombat), 1874 nucleotides long. RefSeq names its product UBAP1-MVB12-associated (UMA) domain containing 1 (gene UMAD1). Bases 743 to 1150 code for a protein of 135 amino acids. The record is from RefSeq and is a predicted model, not a curated record. The transcript has 3 exons. NCBI's taxonomy places the organism in Eukaryota, Metazoa, Chordata, Mammalia, Diprotodontia, Vombatidae.